Molecule: messenger RNA, 1581 nt
Organism: Durusdinium trenchii
Lineage: Eukaryota; Dinophyceae; Suessiales; Symbiodiniaceae
Source: the annotation of a GenBank genome assembly
AUGCGCUCGUGCGUGACCCGGGCGGCCUUCGCCAAAGACGAGGGGCUCUUCAAAGCAGCGAAGGCCUGGCAGGUCUUGUCGAAUCUCUUGGCCAGUCCAAGUCAUUUCGACCUGGAACUCUAUGAUUCCUUGCCCUCGGUUGAAGGGACUGACACUUUCAUCAGCCACUCUUGGUCAUGUCCCGCUUGGAUGAAAUAUUUGGGGAUUUGCUACUACUUGAACUUGGACCUGGCGGUUGAAGCAUCGACUUUGGCAUGUGUUCUGGCCGUUUCCAUGCUCCUCUUCCGCUCGUCUGGAUCCAUCACUGUUGUAGCGCAGGAAGGGCAAUUUUUGCUCAUGGGCGCCUUGAUUCUUUUCCCCGUGGCCAUGUUUCUUCUCAUCUUCUUCUUCGGGCAGUUUUUUUGCCAACAGUCCUUCUGGUUUGACCGAAUCUGUGUGAACCAAGCGCACUCUGCGGAGAAAGCAAAGACUUUACAAGGGAUUCCAGCCUUCGUGGCACACUCUCAACAGAUGCUGGUGCUUUUGGACUCCACGUAUUUUGAGCGAUUGUGGUGCAAUUACGAAGUGGCGAUCGCGGCAAAGACUUUCAGAAAUAUCCAGUUGGUGCCUGUUUGGGAGCCAGUGUUCACCCUAGGGCUAUUUGCCAUCGGUCUUUUCGGUGCUCUCUCGUAUUUUGGAGCACCAGAGGAACCCCGCAUCGAUGCAGAUGGAGACUUGCGGAGCUCUCUGUUUCAAAGUGUGGUGAUCUACUACUAUGUUCCCUGGUACAUCUGCUUGUGCUUGGCACUUCCUACGGCCUGGCUUAGCUCUCAGAAGUUGGCUCAUCACAAGUUGAUGCUGAAACAGAUUACCAGCUUUGAGCUGCGAGCUGCGAGCUGCGCUUUGGCCUCGGACCGGGAGAUCAUCGAAGAGCAGAUCAUGGAGCUCUUCGACGAGGCCUUCGAACCACCAGUGUCAGUGUCCUUUCAGGAGUCGAGCUUCGACGAUGGUGGUCAGGCCAGUCAGGUGGUCUCGCCAGAGAGCAUGCGUCUCAUCCGCCAUGUCACCAGCUAUCCAAGCAAGGAGGAAGUGAUGCAGGAGUUCAAUGCCUACAUUCGAGGUCCCCUGCACCUGAAACUGCUGAGCUUGCUUGGCAGUGAGGUGGAUGUCCCUUUGAAGCUUUGUGUCAUCGGGACGGCGCCUUCCAUCCUCUUGUGUCUCACCCUCCUGUUGGGCUGCAAUGGCCAUCAUGAUUGUGACACUGCGGCUGCACGGCUGGGCUAUCCUUCUGUUACCCAGUACAUGCUGGUCAAUGUCUUGGUGGCAAUCCUGUCUCCGCUCUAUAUGGUGAUUUUACUCCCUUUGACUCUCCGGGGGACUGAACAGGUGGCAAAGGUGCUUUCUCAUCGACUUGAAAUUCUCUGCAGCACCCUGCUGGUGGCUUUGCUGUUGUAUUUGCUGGAUCUGGUCAUAGGCGCCUGGGCUGGGAGCUUUGCGGUCGUGGUGAUUGACUUCAACUUAUUCUGGCUGAUGGGCUUCAUGGCCUCUUCCCUCAUCCUGGGCUUUCUGGUGUGGCACUUGCACUUCGCUCGGCGCCCGUGA